Molecule: messenger RNA, 883 nt
Organism: Bombus impatiens (common eastern bumble bee)
Lineage: Eukaryota; Metazoa; Arthropoda; Insecta; Hymenoptera; Apidae
Gene: MED9
Product: mediator of RNA polymerase II transcription subunit 9
Exons: 3
Coding region: 49-417 (122 amino acids)
Biological process (GO): regulation of transcription by RNA polymerase II
Cellular component (GO): mediator complex
Molecular function (GO): transcription coregulator activity
Source: RefSeq, a predicted model, not a curated record
GUGUUGUCAUAGAAGUACACAAAAUGUUAUAAUUAUAAUACAUUACUUAUGCUUAAUCAAAAUGUUAUAAUGGAAUCGGAAUUAUCGGAGGAAGGUGCUUUACGCUCACAAUUUACAGUGGAUGAUUUGGAUAUUGAAAUAUUGCCACUUAUAUAUGAAAUAAUUCGGAGCGUUGAGAAAGAUCCACAUGACACUACACAGAAAGCUAAAGAGUCACAAGAUACAAGUCAUAAAAUAUUAGAGCUUCAGAAGAAAUUAGAUUCUGCAAGGGCACAGAUCAGAAGAUUGCCAGGAAUAGAAUACAGUAAAGAAGAACAGUUGCAAAAACUUGAAACUCUACGUAAACAACUUAGGCUUAAAAGAGAGCUUUUAUUGAAAUAUCGUAACAUGUGUACAUUUGAAGUUCCAAAAGUAUAAAUAAUUUUGUUUAUUUAAGUAAAAGCAAUUUAUAUCAGCAUGGGUUUCUUGCGCAUGUUAUUUACAUAUUUGAUGCGUAAUGAAAAAUUAAUCGAGAAAUUAGCAAAUUCAAAACCAAUUAGGGAGUCUGCACGAUUUGUAGCGUAUUUAAUACUUCGGAGUAGAACACAUGAUAAUCAUUUACCUUUUGAUCGUGAAAAAUUUGCCAAGCAAUUAAAACUGUUUACAAAUACAUUUAGACAAAAGUUGCAAGAAGGUAAAGAUGAAAUGAAGAAAAAUCCACCAAAGUAGUCCUUGUAUAUAUUUAAGGUAUAGUGACAACAAAAAUCAGAAUCAAAGAAAGUUUUAUUAGACUUUGUAAAAAUGAUAUAGCUAUAGUUUAUUAUUCUAGACUUGAUUUAGUUAGAAAAAAUUACACUUGUAACAAUGGCCGUAUAAAAAGGUAAUAAAAAAUAUGAACAUUUAA